AUGAAUACAACAAUAGCAACUAAACAAGCAUAUUGUUGUGCAGACAUAUCGAACUAUACACAUUGGCAACUAUAUUCUACUACCGGAAUAACGAUGAACAUUGAUACGAAGAAUUGUAGUUUUAAUUCAACUCCAUACUAUUUUACUAGCGUAACUGGUGCUGGCUAUCAUUGGGUAUUAGCCGGUUACACUGCUAUUUAUUUUUCAACAAAUAUUUCAUUUACAAUUUAUGCUUAUCCAUUGGCUACUAUGACUAAUGCAGCCAUGCUUACUACUUCUCAAACAUCCAAAUGGAAUAUAAAUUGGUUUGGUAUUUCUUAUUAA
This is a messenger RNA of Rotaria sordida, 324 nucleotides long. NCBI's taxonomy places the organism in Eukaryota, Metazoa, Rotifera, Eurotatoria, Philodinida, Philodinidae. The record is from the annotation of a GenBank genome assembly.